Penicillium coprophilum is the source of this 2088-nucleotide messenger RNA. Its product is annotated as tyrocidine synthetase 1. Gene Ontology annotation, cellular component: cytoplasm. Lineage: Eukaryota; Fungi; Ascomycota; Eurotiomycetes; Eurotiales; Aspergillaceae. The transcript is spliced from 6 exons. Bases 1 to 2088 code for a protein of 695 amino acids. Gene Ontology annotation, biological process: secondary metabolite biosynthetic process; amino acid activation for nonribosomal peptide biosynthetic process. Gene Ontology annotation, molecular function: catalytic activity; phosphopantetheine binding. The record is from RefSeq and is a predicted model, not a curated record.
AUGAUAUCUAGCAAAUUGAGCAAUAUACCCGACAGCGAGCAGAGCACACUACACGAAACUCUCAGUGGUCUUCUCCAUCGGCUUUUGUUCGCUCGGGCGGCCGAUGAUCGGUACACUUUAGUCUUAACAAUGCACCAUGCCAUCAUCGAUGGCUGGAGCCUGCGCAGACUAAUGGCCGAUCUUCGCACAGCUUAUGCCAACAAGAAUCUCGCUGAUGGUAUUCCUGCUUCCACUAUUCUUGGAGAAUGGAGUCUCCUUGACAAAAAUGUGGCACACAUCUUUUGGAGCCAAUACCUCGCGACUGCGACGGGACCAGAUACGGUCAAAUCCGAUGUCAAUGCCAGUGACCAAUUGAUACCUGAGAUCAAGAUUAUUCAGUCUCGAUGGCCCUGCCGUGUUACUUCGAGUGCUUUGAGUGGUGUGAACAGGAAUUUCGGCGUUACGUCCUUCACCAUUGUAUGGACUCUUCUUGGUUUGGCUUUACCUCGGACAAACAAAACAAAAUUAACAAUCUUCUGGACCACAAGCAGCGGAAGGGCCGAUCUUACUGGCGGGAUUGAUGCCAUUGGAAAUUACUUGACUUCGAUUCUAUGCGUCAUGAAUGUCGAAGACGACAUACCGAUCGAGCAAAUUCGAUCAGAAUCGCAUUCCGGUCUCACGCAGCACAUUUUGGGCCGCUUACAAGGAGCUUGCGAGAAGCUCUGCUCCCCUGCCACAUCUUCCCACACAACCCAAUCACUCGCUGCGUACAGCGAUGGCUAUCUAGAAAGGCCUGCUGUCCUGUCACAUAAUCUGGAAGUUCAACAACAGCCUUCGCCUUCCGAAAAUCUUGUCUCGCUGUUUGUGGAGGCGGCGAAGCAAUGCCCCAAUUGCCUCGCUCCCUCCACUGUCUCAUCACAUAUUAACUUUGCAGAGCUAGAUUAUUUAAUGGCAAAGAUGACGAGGAAGCGAAUACAGGCCCCUGGUAACUGGCCGAGGGUCGUUGCCUCGUUUCUGGAUCGAAGAUUGACGAUGAUCAUUGCCAUAAUUGCAGCGCUCAGAGCCGGCAUGACCUACUGUUCAUUGGAAUAUGACACACCAUCCGCUCGUCUGAACAUGCAGAACACCAUAAUCAAUGCUUUCAUGGAUCAUAGGGCCUUGGCGGUUUCUAAAUUCACCUCAAACAAGGAGGUCGUCAAGGUCGCCCAGGCCAGUUCCAUUCAGCGCCGGCCAAGAUCUGAGCAAGAUUUUAGACGGAAUACGAGAAUUGCACAGCAUCACAAAACCUUCCGCACCACAUUCGACAUCGAAGACGACACUGUUGUGCAAAAGGUCGUCGCUUAUGCCUGGUACAGCUUUGAGGUCGGCGAUUUGAAGCACAGCGCAAAUAUUGACGAAGCAAAACUUGCAAUGCGGCACCCGAACUUGUCACAGUCGUGCGCGCUGCUCAAAUUCCGUGACAUGUAUGAGAAUCCAACCGUCACAGGUUUGGCGUCUAUCCUGACCCAGCAAGGCCCGAAGCCGGUUCAGCAACAUCCCAAUCAUGUGAGCAAUGCCUGUCUCCUUCAAAACACGCCCAUCUUGGAGUGGAUUUUCCGCGCAGGUCGUGCUAAUCAGAAUUGGUUCAAUCAAGGACAUGCAACCCAACUCGCAGAUUUCCAUCGGUUUAUCGAUAUGGAGAGGGCCUGGCAGAUUUUGACCAAUAUUCACCCGAUGCUCCGAGUCCAAGUUGUCGGUGACGGUCCAGAGAAGUUGGUGGCUACUCCUAACUCGCCAGAUCUUCGGGACUACUGCGUUCUGUGGCGCAAGAUGAACCCUUGGGGAGAGUUCCGCCAGGCAGCGCAGGGGCUGCAGUCCCGUCUCAAUCUACGCCAGGGACUCAUCUGUGGCCUGGUCAUUGUAGCAAGUAUUCAAGAUCGUCCGGUCGUGAAAGCCGGUAAUGACUUCCUUAAAAUCGAUGAAGCGACCUUGCAGAAAAAUACGGGCAGCUCGGUGCACUUUGCCAGUCUCAAGUCCGCGGCCGAAAUUUUGGAGCUUGCCACAAGCGUACACGACGUGGACGCGAUAGACAUUGUUCUUGUGGCGUUGCUUGUAGUUCUACAGAGCUAG